AUGUCUACAGUUAAAGGUUCAUUAGACUGGGACAACUUAAAGUAUGAGUUACAUCCUUGGUUGAAGGAAGCUAUUGUUUCUUUAGGAUUCCCAACCAUGACACCCGUUCAAGCUUCCACUAUACCUUUAUUAAGUGGUUCUAAAGAUGUGAUUGUAGAAUCAGUCACUGGAUCAGGUAAGACAUUAGCCUUUGCAAUCCCAAUACUACAAAAAUUGUCGAAAUUCUUAUACGAAGAAGGUGAAACAUUAAAGAAAGGACAUUUCUUUGGUCUUGUACUUUGUCCAACUAGGGAAUUAGCCAACCAAAUCCAGUCAGUGUUUGAAUCAGUAAUUCAGUAUUUAGAUGAAGACAAAAUACCUAUAAAAACUCAAUUAUUAGUUGGUUCAUUAGGCCAAGUUAGAGAAGAUUUAGCUAAAUUCAAAGAAAAUCAACCACAGAUUUUAAUAGCCACCCCAGGUAGAUUCCUUGAUUUCAUUUCUUCCCAAACGGUGAAGACAAAUUCCCUUGAAAUUGUAGUAUUAGAUGAAGCAGAUAAGUUGUUGGAUAUAUCUUUCAACAAAGAUGUGAUCAACAUCCUUUCAAAAUUACCCAAACAGAGAAGAACAGGAUUAUUUUCUGCCACAUUAUCAGCAGCUGGUGAUACCAUAUUUCGUACAGGAAUGACAAAUCCUGUUAGAAUUACCGUCAAAGGGAAAACCACCGAAAACAAUGCUCCAAAAAGUUUAAAUAUCAGCUAUAUGAUGGUAGAGCCAAUAAGGAAAAUAACUACUCUCCUUAAAUUGGUUGAAGAUUAUAAGUUCAAGAAAGCCAUAGUAUAUUUCCCCACCUGUACUUCAGUGAAAUAUUUCUAUCUUUUAUUCAAACAUCUUUUGCCUGAAGAUAUCAAUGUGAAAUUUCAUUCCUUACAUGGCCAAUUGACCACCAAAUCAAGAUUGAAAACCUUGACGAAUUUCACAGAUGCAGAAACUUAUGAACAGAAACAAGUACUUAUGACUACAGAUGUUGCAGCCAGAGGUAUUGAUGUUCCUGAUGUUGAUUUGGUUAUACAGUUGGAUCCACCAACUGACCCUGAUGUUUUCUUACAUAGAUGUGGAAGAACUGGUAGAGCCAAUAAAGUCGGUCAAGCUAUCACGUUUUUGAAUAAAAAUAGUAUGGAAGAUGAAUAUGUCGAUUUCAUGAGAGUGAAGAAUGUUAUUUUGAAGGAAGUUAAGGAAGUUAUUAAUGCAGACCACGACAAGUUUUAUGAUAAAGUUCGUCAAUUCAUGUUGGCUGAUAGAGCUCGUCAUGAAUUGGCUAUUAGGUCAUAUGUUGGGUUUGUGAAAUAUUAUACCAAACAUCUUGCUUCAUCUAUUUUCAGAAUUGGAUUGUUGGAUUAUCUUGGAUUAGCUAAGAUGUAUGGAUUAUUAAGAUUACCUAAAAUGCCUGAGACAAAACACAUCAGUAACGAUCUCAUGCCUGAAGAUGGUUGGUUAGGCGAAGUAAUUGACAUGGACAAAUACUCAUAUCUUGAUGAAACUAAGGAGUUGGAAAGAGUAGAGAAUCUAGAAUCAGAAAAACAGAAAAGGAUUCAAGAUUCUAAAAGGAGGAAAGAGUUGAAAGCCAAAAAUGAAGCAUGGUCCCAAAAGACAGAUAAGAAGGAAGGAAAACAAGAGAGAAAGGAGAAGAUGAAAAGAAAAAGAGAAGCCAUAGAGAAACAAAUAAUGGAAGAAUCAAGUGACGAUGAAGAGACUGAAGUCGACUGGAAGGAAAUGGUUAGAGCUAAUAAGAAGAAAAAGACUGAAGUAGCGGCUUUCGAUGACUUAUAG
Yamadazyma jaroonii is the source of this 1806-nucleotide messenger RNA. The record is from the annotation of a GenBank genome assembly. Lineage: Eukaryota; Fungi; Ascomycota; Pichiomycetes; Serinales; Debaryomycetaceae.